AUGACCACGCUGGCCGGAGCUGUGCCCAGGAUGAUGCGGCCAGGCCCGGGGCAGAACUACCCGCGCAGCGGCUUCCCUCUGGAAGUGUCUACUCCCCUUGGCCAGGGCCGUGUCAACCAGCUUGGUGGCGUGUUUAUCAACGGCAGGCCGCUACCCAACCACAUCCGCCACAAGAUCGUGGAGAUGGCCCACCACGGAAUCCGGCCCUGUGUCAUCUCCCGCCAGUUGCGUGUGUCCCACGGCUGCGUCUCUAAGAUCCUGUGCAGGUACCAGGAGACUGGGUCCAUCCGUCCCGGUGCCAUUGGCGGCAGCAAGCCCAAGCAGGUGACAACGCCUGACGUGGAGAAGAAAAUUGAGGAAUACAAAAGAGAGAACCCGGGCAUGUUCAGCUGGGAAAUUCGAGACAAAUUACUUAAGGACGCUGUCUGUGAUCGAAACACUGUGCCCUCAGUGAGUUCCAUCAGCCGCAUCCUGAGGAGUAAAUUCGGGAAAGGCGAAGAAGAGGAGGCUGACCUGGACAGGAAGGAGGCCGAGGAGAGCGAGAAGAAGGCGAAACACAGCAUCGACGGCAUCCUGAGCGAGCGAGCCUCAGCACCCCAGUCAGAUGAAGGCUCUGACAUUGACUCGGAACCAGAUUUGCCACUAAAGAGAAAACAGCGCAGGAGCCGAACAACUUUCACAGCAGAACAGCUUGAAGAACUGGAACGAGCUUUUGAGAGGACCCACUACCCUGAUAUUUAUACCCGGGAGGAACUGGCACAGAGGGCAAAGCUCACCGAGGCUCGAGUUCAGGUUUGGUUUAGCAACCGCCGUGCGAGAUGGAGGAAGCAAGCUGGGGCCAAUCAGCUGAUGGCUUUCAACCACCUCAUUCCGGGGGGGUUCCCUCCCACUGCCAUGCCGACCCUGCCGACAUACCAGCUGUCAGAGACGUCUUACCAGCCCACAGCUAUUCCACAAGCCGUGUCGGAUCCCAGCAGCACCGUUCACAGACCUCAGCCGCUUCCUCCGAGCACCGUACACCAAAGCACUAUUCCUUCCAACCCAGACAGCAGCUCUGCCUACUGCCUCCCCAGCACCCGGCAUGGAUUUUCCAGCUAUACAGACAGCUUUGUGCCUCCGUCUGGGCCCUCCAACCCCAUGAACCCCGCCAUUGGCAAUGGCCUUUCACCUCAGGUAAUGGGACUCCUGACCAACCACGGUGGCGUACCCCAUCAGCCCCAGACCGAUUACGCUCUCUCCCCUCUCACCGGGGGCCUGGAACCUACCACCACGGUGUCGGCCAGCUGCAGUCAGAGACUAGACCAUAUGAAGAGCUUGGACAGUCUGCCAACAUCUCAGUCCUACUGUCCACCCACCUACAGCACCACGGGCUACAGUAUGGACCCUGUCACAGGCUACCAGUAUGGGCAGUAUGGACAAAGUGCCUUUCAUUAUCUCAAGCCAGAUAUCGCUUGGUUUCAAAUUCUUUUGAACAUAUUGGACAAAAGCAGUGGAAGAAAGGAGGGCCUGGAACAGUGAAAAGACAAAUGCAACAUUUGAAGGCAAUGAUUUAACAUGGCUACACAUCAAAUACCCCGACUCUUCAGCGCUGAUGAUCAAGGAGCCAGAACAUUCCAGUUGUGUGCACGUGCGUGUGUGCGUGUGUGUCUCUGUGUGUGAGAUUUAUCUGGAUUGGUUCAGGCAAGCAGAAUGUUCUAAAAUAUAGCCGGAGAGUACUCUAAACUAUACCAUGUUUGAUGGUCAAUGCUGACACUUAACACAAUUUUGAAACUGCUCCCGUAACGAAGCAGGAAUGGAGGAAUCCUUGACUUUACUACACACUGGAAAUUGAUAUAAAAAUAAAUGGCACCAUGUUUUAGGAAGUUAGACUAGAUGUAAAGGACCUCCCAAAUAAAUUAUUUGUGAUCUUGUCCUCAUUUGUAACCCAGUUGUCAAUAAAGGUCCCGGGGCGGACAGCCUUGUGAACAGGAUAUGGGAUAACGGGGAGAAAAAGCUUGUUUUCUUUCUCGGUGUGGGGAGAGGUAUGGGACAUUUUCCCAGCUCAUUUUCAUUUUGAAGCCAACCUGGCCGGGGUGGGGGGAAGGAAACGCGGUGGAGAGGAAGUGACGAGCAUUCCCACAGCUGCUUAUCGGUGUGCAAUACUGUGUACCUCACGGAUGCUUUGGCAAUGGCCAGGGCCGUAGAAACAGAACCAGAACUAUAUUUUUGCAGGUGCUUUAUUUUCGCAGCCCAUGAUUCAUUGCGGUAGAAUGCAUGAUGUUCGCCAUUUAAUGGACAACCAACACCCGGCUUGCUCCCUUUGACUAGAGACCGUGUUCGAGAAUCAUGCUUUUACAAUGACGACGUUUACAUUCUUCUCUUUUCUAGGAAAGGCAGGGCAAGAGCAGAAGUGUCCACGUGGCUCUCAUGUACUUUUAAAUUAUACAAGGAUAUCCAAUAUGGAAAGAUUAUAGGAACCGAGGUUUACAUACGUUUGUGUGGUGACAUUUUAGAAUGUCAAUAAAUUUGUUUCCUUUUCGAGCUGUUAAGAGGGAUGAGAAGGUGGAAGGCAGUGUUAUUUAUUUCUUUCUCUUCUUGGAACCAUGAACGAGGUAGGCACAAGUACAUUCCCUUUAGAGUUAAGAACGAUGACGUAGUGGGGUAGUGAGACUAGAGGUAGUUCCAGUUUAGUUCAUGCGUUGGUCAUAGAGGGUGAUGGGUCAAGAGAAGUGCUCUCUCUGUGUUGCGGUCUCAGCCAACAACAAUGUGUUGUAAAAAUGUCUUUCAUGUAAAAAGUGCAGUAAAUAUUUACUAUUUAU
Messenger RNA from Neogale vison (American mink), 2798 nucleotides. RefSeq names its product paired box 3 (gene PAX3). NCBI's taxonomy places the organism in Eukaryota, Metazoa, Chordata, Mammalia, Carnivora, Mustelidae. The transcript has 10 exons. The record is from RefSeq and is a predicted model, not a curated record. Gene Ontology annotation, biological process: anatomical structure development; regulation of transcription by RNA polymerase II. The coding region runs from base 1 to 1518 and encodes 505 amino acids. Gene Ontology annotation, molecular function: DNA-binding transcription factor activity, RNA polymerase II-specific; RNA polymerase II cis-regulatory region sequence-specific DNA binding.